Molecule: messenger RNA, 494 nt
Organism: Acomys russatus (golden spiny mouse)
Lineage: Eukaryota; Metazoa; Chordata; Mammalia; Rodentia; Muridae
Gene: Vma21
Product: vacuolar ATPase assembly factor VMA21
Exons: 3
Coding region: 16-378 (120 amino acids)
Biological process (GO): vacuolar proton-transporting V-type ATPase complex assembly
Cellular component (GO): endoplasmic reticulum membrane
Source: RefSeq, a predicted model, not a curated record
GGGCCCGGGAGUACAAUGCUGCGCGGGAAGUCCCGGCUCAACGUAGAGUGGCUAGGUUACUCGCCAGGUCUGCUCCUGGAGAAAGAUCCACUGUCAGCCGCAAGGCCACCACGAAAGCGCCGCGGAAAUGAAAACUCUUUAGCUUCAACUCUGAAGACACUCCUGUUCUUCACAGCUUUAAUGAUCACACUUCCUAUCGGGUUAUAUUUUACAACUAAAUCUUAUGUAUUUGAAGGUGCCCUUGGAAUGUCUAAUAGAGACAGCUAUUUUUAUGCUGCAAUUGUUGCCGUUGUUGCUGUUCAUGUGGUUCUGGCCUUGUUUGUCUAUGUGGCCUGGAAUGAAGGCUCACGACAGUGGCGUGAAGGCAAACAGGAUUAAAGUGAACAUCACCUUUUGAUAGCAUGAAAUUUAUUUUUUGAAUAUGUUAAAUACUUCUGAGGUAUUGAUAAUAAAUACAUUUUGUUUGAAUAAAGUUGAAAGAACAUGUUAAAAUC